GAUAGUUUCAAAUUAAUUAAACAAGGAGCCGAAGGAAGAAUUUAUCAUGGCAUAUACUUAGGAAAACAUGUAUUAGUCAAGGAAAGGUUUAAAAAAUCUUACAGACAUCCAGAUUUAGACGAUAUUUUAACUAAGGAAAGAAUGAAAUCUGAAGCAAAAUUAAUUGUUCGAUCGAAAUCAGCUGGAAUUAGAACACCUGCUAUUUACAUGGUCGAUUUUGAAAGACGCAUUAUUAUAAUGCAAUAUUUCGAAAAAAAUAUCACAUUGAAAGAAUAUAUAUCUAAAUAUUGUAAGGAUAAUGCACAAGAACUGCAAGCACUAGGAAAUCAAAUUGGUGCAUUGGUUGCAAAACUCCAUAUAGCAAAUAUCAUUCAUGGUGAUCUUACGAGCUCUAAUAUUCUUCUUGUGCCAAGUAAUCCAGAAUUGAAAGACUGGUCUGAUAACAUUUCUUUAAAAAAUUCAAAUUUAAUACUGAUUGAUUUUGGAUUAUCUCAUAUUGAUACAUCUUCAGAAGAUAAAGGAGUAGAUUUAUAUGUUCUGGAAAGGGCAUUACUGAGUACUCAUAGUGAUGUUGGUGAAAUUCUGAGGAAUAAUAUUCUACAAUCAUACAGAAAAUCUUCCAACAAAGCAGCUGCUGCUAGUGUUUUAGAAAAGUAUGAAGAAGUAAGAGCAAGAGGUAGAAAACGAACAAUGGUUGGAUAA
Molecule: messenger RNA, 702 nt
Organism: Ctenocephalides felis (cat flea)
Lineage: Eukaryota; Metazoa; Arthropoda; Insecta; Siphonaptera; Pulicidae
Product: EKC/KEOPS complex subunit TP53RK-like
Exons: 2
Biological process (GO): protein phosphorylation
Cellular component (GO): EKC/KEOPS complex; nucleus; cytosol
Molecular function (GO): protein serine/threonine kinase activity; ATP binding
Source: RefSeq, a predicted model, not a curated record